AUGUCGGCCGUCAACAGCCAGAUCUGCUCCCGGUGCAACGGUCAAGGCCACCCGGCCGCUCAGUGCCCGAAGAUGCCGUUCUACAAAACUUGCGAGUAUUGCAAGGUGGUCGGACACGGAGUGAAGGCCUGCCCCGUUUUGCAGCGCAAAGCCCUGGAGAAGAUCAGCAAGCAGAAGGAGGCGGAGAAGAAAGCCGCCAGCGAUGCUUGGAGCGAGUCUGGAACAAGUACCACGGCCUCGUCUUGGACUUCGCGGAAAUCCGAGCGAGCGUGGUGGCAGCCGCGGGGCGGGGGAAAGAAGGGCAAGUCGCGGACGGCAUGGUCAGAGUGGCAUCCGGAGCACUGGGUGCUGAGUGAAGACGAGGAGCGGGAGGCUCGCAAGCUGGAGAAGAAGCUUCGCGAGAUCGCCGCUCUCGAGCAGUGGGUAGAGCAGGGGAAGCAGCUGGAUUCACUUCAGCUGCAAAAGGUGGAUCGGAGGAGUGAGAUCGAGUCUCAUGAGGUGCUGCGCAAAGUGUUCUACAAAACUUGCGAGUAUUGCAAGGUGGUCGGACACGGAGUGAAGGCCUGCCCCGUUUUGCAGCGCAAGGCCCUGGAGAAGGUCAGCAAGCAGAAGGAGGCGGAGAAGAAAGCCGCCAGCGAUGCUUGGAGCGAGUCUGGAACAAGUACCACGGCCUCGUCUUGGACUUCGCGGAAAUCCGAGCGAGGGGGAAGGAAGGGCAAGUCGCGGACGGCAUGGUCAGAGUGGCAUCCGGAGCACUGGGUGCUGAGUGAAGACGAGGAGCGGGAGGCUCGCAAGCUGGAGAAGAAGCUUCGCGAGAUCGCUGGCCUCGAGCAGUUGGUAAAGCAGGGGAAGCACCUGGAUUCACUUCAGCUGCAAAAGGUGGAUCGGAGGAGUGAGAUCGAGUCUCAUCAGGUGCUGCGCAAAGUGCGCCUUGGUUACCAGCGGAUCGCUCUACCGGCUGCUCCCCAGUAG
This is a messenger RNA of Symbiodinium sp. CCMP2592, 972 nucleotides long. NCBI's taxonomy places the organism in Eukaryota, Dinophyceae, Suessiales, Symbiodiniaceae. The record is from the annotation of a GenBank genome assembly.